Messenger RNA from Exophiala aquamarina CBS 119918, 771 nucleotides. RefSeq lists its product as uncharacterized. The record is from RefSeq and is a predicted model, not a curated record. The transcript is spliced from 3 exons. Lineage: Eukaryota; Fungi; Ascomycota; Eurotiomycetes; Chaetothyriales; Herpotrichiellaceae. Gene Ontology annotation, cellular component: nucleus; cytosol. Bases 1 to 771 code for a protein of 256 amino acids.
AUGAACUUGAAACUCCCUUUACCACUUCGCAUCGCCAUUCUCGAAUGCGAUACACCUUUGCCAGCAACUAAAAAGGAGUUUCAAGGAUACGGCGGGGUUUUUGAGUUCUUGUUAAGAACAGGAGCAAAGGCGCUCGAUCGAGCAGAUUUUGAUGCAGACACCGGAUUUGAAUUUACGAGAUGGCAGGUUGAGCUCGAGCCGGAAAAAUACCCGGAUCCUGAAAACAUUGAUGCCAUCCUGAUCACAGGAUCAAGACACGACUCGUUCGCCGACACACCGUGGAUCAGCACCCUCGUCGGCUACGUGGCCAAGAUCCUCAAUAAGACCUCCGUUCGGGUGAUUGGCGUUUGCUUUGGACACCAGAUCGUCGGCCGAGCCUUGAAAGCUGGCGUGGGCAGAAACCCCGACGGUUGGGAAGCCGCCGUCAACGACGUCCAGCUCAGCGAGAAGGGGAGGGAAAUAUUCGGUGUUGAUAAAAUCAGCCUUCACCAAAUGCACCGAGACGUCGUGUUCGAGCACCCGCCAGGCGUGGAAGCACUUGGCUCGUCGCCCGUUUGCGCGGUGCAGGGCAUGUACGUGCCCAAAAAACUCAUCACCGUCCAAGGCCACCCGGAGUUUAACCAGGAGAUCAUGACGGAGAUUCUUGAGACGCGCCACGCGACUGGAAUCUUCGACGACGACGCUUUCAAUGAACAUUUCAAGAAGGUGGCUUUGCCCCAUGAUGGCGUCGUUGUGAGUCAGGCAUUUUUACGGUUUCUGUUGGAAAGUUGA